Messenger RNA from Dioscorea cayenensis subsp. rotundata (Guinea yam), 1112 nucleotides. Its product is annotated as transcription initiation factor TFIID subunit 11-like. Lineage: Eukaryota; Viridiplantae; Streptophyta; Magnoliopsida; Dioscoreales; Dioscoreaceae. The transcript is spliced from 5 exons. Gene Ontology annotation, molecular function: transcription coactivator activity; protein heterodimerization activity. Gene Ontology annotation, cellular component: nucleus; transcription factor TFIID complex. The coding region runs from base 192 to 788 and encodes 198 amino acids. The record is from RefSeq and is a predicted model, not a curated record. Gene Ontology annotation, biological process: RNA polymerase II preinitiation complex assembly; transcription initiation at RNA polymerase II promoter.
ACAUCAGUAAAUAUUCCAACUUUAGUUUUGAAGGGUGUAAUAAACAAAAUUUAAAUCUUAAGUUUCGGAUCCGGGUCAGAGGUUAUCGGAUCGGGUUCCGUAUAUUUCGGGUUAUCGGGUCCAGCAAGGCUCCUUUUCAACAUUGGUUCAUCGUCUUGUUCGCCCGCGAGUUUUCGAGUUCGUUGGCCGCGAUGAAGGACCCUUUCGAAGCGGCGGCGGAGGAGCAGGAGUCGCCACCGGAGUCCCCGAUCCCGCCGGAAGACGAGGCUCCUUUCGCUGCUGAUGCCGAUGAGGAGGACCUCGAUGCGCGUUCACAGCCUGGUGGGCCAUCCGCGCCUCCGUCGUCCAAUGGCGCCGGCGUUGGAGGAGGACGCGGAAAAGAGGAAGACGACGAGGAUGAGGAUGAUAAUAUGGACGUAGAGCUCGGCAAGUUCCCCCCAGGCGGAGACCCUGACAAGAUGGCCAAGAUGCAGGCGAUCCUGUCGCAGUUCACAGAGGAGCAAAUGAGUCGCUAUGAGUCAUUCAGGAGGUCUGGAUUUCAGAAGUCCACCAUGAAAAGGAUAUUAGCAGGCAUCACAGGAAGUCAAAAAAUUUCAAUACCCAUGACAAUUGUUGUUUCAGGAAUAGCAAAAAUGUUUGUCGGGGAGCUGAUCGAGACAGCUCGCAUGGUAAUGACAGAAAGGAAAGAUUGUGGGCCCAUUAGGCCAUGCCAUAUUCGUGAAGCAUAUAGGAGAUUGAGACUUGAAGGGAAAAUUCCAAAGCGAUCAGUACCCAGGCUUUUUGUUUAGGUUUCAAACCUGACCAUCAGGUGCUCCUGGUUAUCUAUACCUCUAAUGGUCACUUUUCUUGUGGGAGUUGAGACUGGAUAUGCAAUUGAACUUACAGGGUAUGGACGUGGAAUCCUCUAUGCACAGCCUAUGCUAGAAUAACUGACCAAGAAGUAAAGUUCGUCACCUCUAUUCAGCUAAUAUCAAUCCUGAGAACUUAAGCACUAUGCAUAACCUAUGAACAAAACAAUUAGAAGUUUACCUUUUGGAGUUUUUCCAUUGUAAUCCAUUCAAAGAUGAAUCUCUGGUUUUCUUGCAUGCUAUUGAAGGGAUGUUUAACAGUCA